AUGCCUAGGGGCAACAAGAGCAAGGGCCGCUCCCGGGCCAAAAGGCAACAGACUCGGGGAGAGAGGCAGAAUCUCCAGGGUGCUCAGUCCGCUGCAGAGGAGGAAGCAACAUCGCCCCCUCUUGGCCAGGGGGAUGACCCCAGCUCCCCUGAAGGCUGCACUCCUCAGGGGUCUCAGGAGGCCAUGCCCCAUGGCUCUCCUGAGUUAGAUGUGCCCCGCUCAAUCUUUGAUGUUGGUGCUGAGGGUUCUGAUGUUGGUGCUGAGGGUUCUGUUGCAGGUGCUGAUGAGACAAGUGCUGUCAGUGCUGAAGGUUCUGGUGCUGGUACUGGUGCCGAGGAUUCUGUUGCAGAUGAUGACAGACGUGCUCAUGCCUCCAAGAUAGCAGCUGCCAUUCUGUCUGCACGCAGAGAUCCUCUGACCAGGAAGGCCAAUGUAUUGAUAGAGUUCAUGCUGGAGAAAUUUAAGGUGAAAAAGGCCUUCACACAGGCAGAUAUGCUUAGGAUGAUCAGCAGGAAGUACAAGGUGCACUUCACUGAGAUCCUCAGGAGAAUCUCUGUGCGUCUGGAGUUGGUCUUUGGCCUUGAGUUGAAAGAAGUAGAUCCCAGUUCUCAGUCAUAUAUGCUUGUGAGCAAGCUGGGUCUCUCCACUGAGGGAAGUCUGAGUAACAGUACUGGGUUGCCCAAGACAGGGCUUCUGAUGACCCUCCUGGGUGUGAUCUUCAUGAAGGGGAACCGUGCCACUGAGAAAGAUGUUUCGGAAUUCCUGAAAGUAGUGGGGAUUUAUCCUGGGAAGAGUCAUGUAAUUUUUGGGGAGCCUUGGGAGUUCAUCACCAAAGAUUUGGUGAAGGAAAAUUAUGUGAUAUACCGUCAAGUUCUUGGCAGUGACCCCCCAAGCUAUGAGUUCAGGUGGGGUCCCAGAGCCUAUGCUGAAACCACCAAGAUGAAAGUCCUGGAAGUUGUAGCUAAGAUCAAUAAUACUUUCCCCAGUUUCUUCCCUAGUAUGUAUGAAGAGGCUAUGCUUGAUGAGGCUAAUAGAGCAGCUCGGCGAUUUACAGCUGUACCUGGCAAUGCUGUUGAUAUCAGUGAUAUCAGGGAAGUUAGGGCUCAUCAUCGCAAGUGCAUGGCUCAUAGCUCCUCCCACAUUUAG
This is a messenger RNA of Chionomys nivalis (European snow vole), 1146 nucleotides long. Its product is annotated as melanoma-associated antigen B2-like. Gene Ontology annotation, cellular component: nucleus. Lineage: Eukaryota; Metazoa; Chordata; Mammalia; Rodentia; Cricetidae. The transcript has a single exon. The coding region runs from base 1 to 1146 and encodes 381 amino acids. The record is from RefSeq and is a predicted model, not a curated record. Gene Ontology annotation, biological process: negative regulation of transcription by RNA polymerase II.